Messenger RNA from Chlorella variabilis, 1266 nucleotides. RefSeq lists its product as hypothetical. The record is from RefSeq and is a predicted model, not a curated record. The coding region runs from base 1 to 1266 and encodes 421 amino acids. The transcript has 5 exons. Gene Ontology annotation, biological process: signal transduction. Lineage: Eukaryota; Viridiplantae; Chlorophyta; Trebouxiophyceae; Chlorellales; Chlorellaceae.
AUGCAGGCGCAGCGUGCCUUUGGAGUGGCUCUGAAGGACCUGGCCGCCGCUGGCUCGGCCCCCGUGGUCCUGCAGGACUGCCUGCGCUGGCUGGCGCUGCGCGGGCUCACCACCCAACGCCUCUUCCAGACAGCGCCGGCGGGCGACAAGCGGAAGCUGCUGGCGUUGCGGCACCUAUAUGACACAGGGCGCCGCCCGCUGCGCUCCAAGUCCUGCCGCGACAAAGACCCCUACCUGAUCGCCAACCUGCUGCUGCUGUGGCUGGGCUCGCUUCCAGAGCCGCUGUUUCCGGCCAGCCUGGUGCCUGCGCUGGUGGAGAGCCAGCAGAGCGACUAUUACGAGGACCGCGUGAGCGCUGUGCGCGCGCUGCUCAAGCAGGCCGAGCCGUUUGUCGUGGAGGCGCUGUUCCCGCUCUUCGAGCUGCUGCACCACUACUGGAUCAACCAGGCCGACCGCGACGGCAGCCUGCAGGAGCUGGCGCGGCUGCUGGCGCCCGCCGUGUUUGGCACGCCCGCCGAGCACGGGCUGCUGGCAGAGGACGGCGGCUUGCUGAGCGAUACGGUUGAGAUGCUGAUCUCCGAAUACCGCCCCCUCUUCACCCAGCCCUUCAACCUGCGCCGCUACGAGGCCGACGCGGCGCGGCAGGCGGCCGCCGAGGCGCAGCGCGCCGAGGCCGCCGCGGCCGCCUCGCCGCCCCUCCCCGCCUCCCCGCUGCUCACGCCCAUCCGCUGCCAGCGGCUGUCGGUGAUGGGGCCGGAGGGCGACUCGCCCUUCUCCGACUGCUGCGGCACGCCGCUGCCGCCCGACAGUCCCUUCAGCGCCUACGUGGCCGCCGACGGCGCCGCCGCCUCGCCGCCCUUUGGCGGCUUCCGCGGGCCAUCGCUCGAGGGCGGCGGCGCCGCGGCCCCGCACCCCGCCUCCGCCGCCGCCCCGGCCUACGACGAUGACCAGCACCUGGAGCAGACGUUCAGCGACCUGCUGGAAUGCACGGUCAGCGGCAUGCUGUUCGACGUGCCGCCCACGCCGCCGCGCGGCGCCCACGGCGACGGCGAGGCGUGCUACGGCUCCGCGCCGCUGGCGGGCGGCGUGCUGAUGGGCGAUACCGAGCUGGCCUGUGCGGGGGACCAGCCCAUGUCUCCAGUGGCCGUGCUGCGUGACGGCGGCGACGAGUCGACCGACGGCUCGGACUGCGACGCCCCGCUGGCCAGCCAGCUGCCCUUUGCCUGGCCGCGCACGGCGGCGCGCACCAUCCCUGCCACCUGCUGA